Messenger RNA from Dendrobium catenatum, 3409 nucleotides. Its product is annotated as probable serine/threonine protein kinase IRE. The transcript has 15 exons. Lineage: Eukaryota; Viridiplantae; Streptophyta; Magnoliopsida; Asparagales; Orchidaceae. Bases 140 to 3112 code for a protein of 990 amino acids. Gene Ontology annotation, molecular function: protein serine/threonine kinase activity; ATP binding. Gene Ontology annotation, biological process: intracellular signal transduction; peptidyl-serine phosphorylation. The record is from RefSeq and is a predicted model, not a curated record.
AUCGUGGAAGAAACAAAAUCUGAUCAUCUGCUCAUUGCUAUUCUGAUUUCGUUUCAUUAGUUUCUUUUUCUUUCAAGAAUUUCCGGUCUGCUCAAUUUUACGGGAGAAAAAGCAAAGCUUUGAUAUUCUUUCUUGAAGGAUGGAGGGCGCUCGCCGCGUCGCCUUCGAUGCGGCGAAGGAGAUGCAAUCGCCGCGCUUCCGCGCCAUUAUCCGCGCUACAAGUGGUCGCCGGAAGCGAUCUCCAACUGACGUCAAGAGCUUUUCCCACGAAUUGAACUCCAAGGGCGCCAGCCCGCUUCCGUUUCGGAAGCUCCGCGGUCUCACAAGGCCCGAAGAUAUAAUGACGGUGAUCAAGUCCAAGUUUAAGCUUCUCAAAGAGGAGGUGAACGCGGAAUUGGGUGUCUACGCUGGCGAUUUGGUAGGAAUUCUUGAUAAAGCAACGGAGGAGCACCCGGAGUGGAGGGAGCCAUUAGAGGAUCUUCUCGUGAUCUCCCAGAAAUGCGCGGAGAUGUCGCCGGACGAGUUCUGGGUAAAAUGCGAGGGGAUAGUUCAGAACCUGGAUGACCGUCGGCAUGAGUUGCCCAUGGGAACCCUCAAGCAAGUACACACUCGGAUCCUCUUCAUCCUCACGAGGUGUACUCGCCUGUUGCAAUUCCAGAAGGAAGGUGCGUACGGCGAAGAGGAGCAUGUUCUUGGCCUCCACCAGUUCAGUGAUCUUGGAUUUUAUCCGGACCAGACUGAUUCUGGUCAGGCUCUUAAGAACCAAAUCACUGCCAAGAAUAUCAAGGAAAAGAUCAUUAGGGCAAAAAUUCAAGAGAAAAGGCUCAGCUUGUCUCAUUUGAAUCAAUAUUCAGCUGGAGGUGCUGACUCCCCGGCUAGCAGGGAUCGAAUUUCUUCCUGGAAGAAACUGCCGUCUGCUGCCGAGAAGAAUCAGAAGAAGGGAGAAGCAGAGGAGGAUGACUCCCAGCGGCUGGAAAAAACAAAGCUCGGUGUUGAUGAGAAAAUAGGAGUUUUCAAAUCCUCUGAAAAGCCACCUAAAAGCUCAGCUGGUAUAGUUAGUCAAGGAGCGAAUUCUGAGAAGGUUUUUGAUGGUAAAAGGUUGAUGAUAUGUCGCAUUUGUGACUUUGAGAUACCAACCAUGCAUGCCGAAGGACACUUCAAAGUAUGCACUAUUGCUGAUAGAUGUGACUCCAAGGGAUUAUCAGUUGAGGAACGGCUUGUGAGAGUAGCUGAAAUUCUUGAGAAAAUUGUUGAUCAAUGCAAGCCAAAAGAGCAUGAGAAAAUUUCUAGAGUUGGAUUUUCCUGUAAAAGUGGAGAGUCUCAUGAGCUAACCUCUACAAACGUUGGGCAGUUCCUUCCAGAUCCAUCUACCUUGUGUGAUAUUGAUGUUUUGAAUUCUAGUGCUGGUAUGCGUGAUCAGGGGAUCCUAGCAUCUUCAUCUGAAAGCAUAAGCGCACAAUCAUCUUUGGUGACGCCUCGAACUAGCCUGCUUAACUUGCUAUCAACUAGCAAUAUCUCAUUUCUUGAGUUUGAAAAUUUUCAGCAGAUUCAAAGUUUGCUGAAUCUUGUUCGUUGCAUUGAGAGUGUAAGAAACUGUGAUUACAACUCAUUGGAGCACUUGAGUUCCUAUUUAGAAAGCUUGAAUACUGUUAUUGGUAACAGACUGGUGGAUGGCCUCAUUAUUGAGACUUUUGGAAGACGUAUAGAGAAAUUGCUGCAGGAAAAGUUCAUACAACUUUGUGGUCAAAUUGAUGAUGGAUAUAAGGAUUCUUCUAUGGAUGAAGAUGGUUCUAUAGAAAGUGAUAGUGGACGUAGCUCACGAACAAGCCCUUUGAGCACAAAGAUUAAGGAUCGGACAUGCAUUGAAGAUUUUGAAAUUAUAAAACCAAUCAGCCGAGGGGCAUUUGGAAGAGUUUUUCUUGCAAAGAAAAGAAUUACUGGGGACAUUUUUGCAAUCAAGGUUCUUAAAAAGGCUGAUAUGAUUCGUAAGAAUGCAGUUGAAAGUAUUUUGGCUGAACGUAACAUUCUAAUUUCAGCUCGAAAUCCCUUUGUGGUGCGGUUUUAUUAUUCCUUCACAUCUAGGGAAAACCUUUAUUUGGUGAUGGAAUACCUGAAUGGUGGAGAUCUUUAUUCUCUAUUGAGAAAUUUAGGUUGUUUAGGCGAAGAUAUGGCUCGGUUAUACAUUGCUGAAGUAGUUCUUGCACUGGAAUACUUGCAUUCGUUGAAUGUCAUUCAUCGGGAUCUUAAACCAGACAAUCUAUUAAUAGCUCGAGAUGGCCAUAUAAAGCUGACUGAUUUUGGGCUCUCUAAAGUUGGUCUUAUCAACAGCACUGAUGACUUAUCCGGCCCCGAUGUUAGUGGUGCUGUAAUUUUGGAUCCUGCACCAACACCAACACCAACAUCUCAACGAGCAGAAAAAAGAGAGCAAAGGCGAAAACAAUCUGCUGUUGGGACUCCUGAUUACUUGGCACCAGAGAUACUUCUUGGAAUGGCACAUGGCCCAAAUGCAGAUUGGUGGUCAGUUGGAGUUAUUCUUUUUGAAAUGCUUGUAGGUAUUCCACCAUUUAAUGCUGAACACCCACAGAAAAUUUUUGAUAAUAUUAUGAAUCGAGACAUACCUUGGCCACAAAUACCUGAGGAGAUGAGCCAUGAAGCCUAUGACUUAAUUAACAAGCUACUUAUUCAGAAUCCGCUUCAAAGAGUUGGAGCCACUGGUGCAGGAGAGGUAAAGGCCCAUGCCUUCUUCAAAGACAUAAACUGGGAUAUGCUUGCAAGACAGAAGGCUGCAUUUAUUCCCUCAACACAGGAUGAUGAAGACACUAGUUAUUUUGAGAGUCGCCAUGCGUGGAAUUCAGAGGAUGCUCAAAUUCAUACAGCAUCAAAUGAUAUUUAUGACUAUUCUGAUGCAGGAAGUGCAAGUGAUUGUACUACGCCAGACAGUUGUGAAGAAGAUGAUGACGAUGAAUUUGGAAGUAUGGCCGACAUUGGUUCACGAGACCAGGAGGUGAAGUAUUCAUUCAGCAACUUCUCAUUCAAGAAUUUGUCUCAGCUUGCUUCAAUCAACUAUGAUCUAAUCACAAAGAGUAGCGAAGACCAGAAUUCCAAUCUUUAAUACUCUGCCUUUAUCUGCUUCAAAGAUUGAGCUAUAGCGAUAAAGUAAGUUUCUGUGUGGAGAUUCUUCCCAUUUUUUCCUUUAUUCGUUCUUUAAUUAUUUGAUUAUUCAAUCUCUUCAUCGAUCUCUUCAGCUGAAAUUGUACAUAAUGUUUCUUUUUGCCAUUUUCUUUACCCUGAGUAAGCUGCUACUCCUACUGUACUUCACCUCUUUGUGCAUCUUCAACUUGUAUAUUACACAGAAUAAUUGUAGAAGUUUCUCUAACAAUGGAAUUCAUUAUUCAAUUUCUCUUUCUCU